Messenger RNA from Lycium barbarum (goji berry), 2053 nucleotides. RefSeq lists its product as uncharacterized. Bases 623 to 1876 code for a protein of 417 amino acids. Lineage: Eukaryota; Viridiplantae; Streptophyta; Magnoliopsida; Solanales; Solanaceae. The transcript is spliced from 10 exons. The record is from RefSeq and is a predicted model, not a curated record.
CACCAUGUUUCCCCAACCCCACUCCUCUUCAUACGCAACAAUCACCCCUCAAAAGAAAAAAAACUGCUUCUUAAUUUAUAAUGCUUAGAUAUGCAUUAAUUACUUAUUUUCGACUCACACAAACUUAAUCAGCUAAAAAGCAGGAUGACUAUGAGAAUCUAAAGAGAUAUUGAGUAAAACCCCACCAGAAGGAGUUUGCAACGGCUGCUACACAUACGCUAAUUAUCAAGUCUUAGCAAGCGGCUCAAUUUCAGGAAUUCCGUAACAAAUUCUUUGGAUAAACACCAAAUUUUGUGGUGAAACUAAUUCUGAAGAUAGGAUUGAAAGUUUGGUACAACUUACUGAAAAGAACUGGCUUUCGAGAAAGAUGCUUAUCUCAACAAUUUACAAUUUCCUUCUCCUUCACAUCAAGGUUUACAUGAAUCCCUCAAAAAUCCAGAAGUAUGAAAUGGGAUCAUCUUCAAAGAUUGCUAAGCAUGAAUUCAUUCAACCUGGUGCCUUAGCAGCAAAGGGACGGGGAGGGAAAAGCUUAAGAGUAAUGGGCUCUUUAAGAGUUAAUGCCGAAUAGAGGACUCUAAUUGCCAAAAAUAAGAGUUGUAAUACAGCAACUUCUAAGUUCAAUAUGCUAGCUGAGAAAAAUUUCAAUGUGCACCCUUAUUUUGAAGCAAUGGAAGACAAUUUCCCCCUCUAUCAAGAAGCUGAAAUGACUCAAGACGCUCAGAGAAGUGACAGAAGCGGUCCAGCAACUUCUAAUCUAAAUAAGCCAACAAAGAGAAGUAUCCUUGUGCCUCCUGAUUUUGAUCCAAUGGAAGACUCCCUUUAUCAAGAUGCUGAAGUGACUCUAGAUGUUCAGAGAAGUGAUACUAGUCCAUUUGAAUCUCAUAAGGCAAAAGAAGUGGCUGCAGUGACUCGAGAUGUUCAGAGAAGUCCAUGUGAAUCUGAAAAGACAAAUAAAGUGAGAGGAAUGAACAUUUGUAAGAAAGUUUUGCGACUGAAACCUGGAGAAAAGUUAAGAGUCACUUUCUACCAAAAUCGAGUUGUUGGGCCGAAUCACACCUCAUUUUCUAGACACUUGGGUUUGCUAGUUCGUGAUCGUAAUAUGUGCCCGCUGCGAGUACACUCAUGGUUGGACAUCGAAGAACAUAAGCUUGAGCACAUGUGGAAAGCUGUUACUGAAAUAUUUGACAAUGAUGACAUGAUUGAUCAUAAAAGUCAUGUUCUGCAACAUAUGAGAAAACUUUGGAAUAAUUGGAGAGGAUCAUUGCACAACAAAAUGAAAUCGAAGUCGUUGCAUGAGGUUCUAAAAGAUGAGCCGGCAGGAGUAGAAAAGAGUGAUUUGCAAUGGUUGGUCAAGGAGCAUUUCUUAUCUGAUAAAUUUAAGGAAGAAACUACAAGAAACUCAGUCUAUAGGUCUAAGGUAGUUAUGCCUCAUCAUACGGGUAGCAAACCUUAUAGGGAGAUCAAUUACGAAAUGGGAGGCAAAGAUGGUAAUCCACCGAACAUGGCAAUUAUUUUGUUUGAGACUCAUAAGAAGGACGAUGAGCUUGUCGAACCUGAAACCAUCGAAAAAUAUGCUGAAAUCCAAGAGCUGGUACAAUCUGAACUGUCUCUUACUAAUAUUGAGGUAGUGGAAAGGUGCUUUGGACCUCAAUGCAAAAGUCAUGCAGUUGGAUUUGGGGGUGGGAUAACCGCUAAGGAGUUGAAAGGUGGUACCACCUCAAAGGCUGCAUUAUUGGAAGAGCUUAAAACAACUAAAAAAGAAAAGGAAUCACUACAAAUCCGCAUGGAUAUUCUGGAGAGUAAAUAUGAACGGCUUGAACGUAUGUUGGUUCGUCAGCCUUCAUCACCUCCACUAGAUCAAGAACUUGAGGAUUGAAGAAAUGUGCUCGAACAAAGUGCAGAGCAAGUUGAAGCGCAUUAUGUUUAUUGUUAUAUUAGUAUUGGUGCAGAGACGUCAUUUGUACAUAUGCUACAAUUUCCUUUUCUCAAUUUUUAGGAUUUGAUGGAUUUAUUUUAUUGGACAUAUAUAUAUAUGUUUUUCAGUAAUUAAUGU